This is a messenger RNA of Kwoniella botswanensis, 1224 nucleotides long. RefSeq lists its product as uncharacterized. Gene Ontology annotation, biological process: nuclear-transcribed mRNA catabolic process; NAD-cap decapping. NCBI's taxonomy places the organism in Eukaryota, Fungi, Basidiomycota, Tremellomycetes, Tremellales, Cryptococcaceae. The record is from RefSeq and is a predicted model, not a curated record. Gene Ontology annotation, molecular function: mRNA 5'-diphosphatase activity. Bases 1 to 1224 code for a protein of 407 amino acids. Gene Ontology annotation, cellular component: cytosol; nucleus. The transcript is spliced from 8 exons.
AUGUCCAGGCCACAAACAUCUCAUUUCCUACCCCUCCCUCCGCUUUCCAUCCGUACUCCCGCACCAUCCUACCGUAAACCUACCCUGAUAACCACCUACUCACAUCAACCAGACCGAACGAUAACUCACGAUGAUUCGUCAAUGGCAUAUUACCGAGCUGCUCCUAUAGGCUCGGAUCUCAGUUAUGGGUUUGAUAGGAGAGUAGAAAGGGAUGAGAGUGUCGAUGAGCAUCUGGAUGGGCUUUGUGAUGCUUUGAGAGAAGUACAGGGGAAGGGGGAGAGGAAGGGUGGGAUAAUCACUUGGAGAGGAAUGAUAACUAGGAUAAUGACUGCUCCGUAUGAAGAUAGAGAAGGAUGGGAGAUGACUGCCAUAGCGUUAGAUGGGUCUGUAUAUGUCGAAUUGCAUGAUCCACCAGAAGUAAGAGCGAAGAGACGAACUCAACAAGCACCAUAUGCCAAACAGAGCUAUAUGGGAUACUCUUUCGAAUCGUUCUCAACUGUAUCCGCUGCUCAAGAGCAAAGAGAGGAUUGGCUAGAAGGAUGGGGUGGAGAUGUCAAUACAAAUGUUCAGGUAGUGGUGCAAGUCAGUAAUAUCACAUUCGAUACCUUGAUUGAUGACGGACGACUGAUCAACAUAAAUAGUGUAGUUCGCUCAGCAAUAGGUGAUAUACCAUUAUGUCUAGGCGGGGAAGUAGAUUGCGUAAAAGCUGAACCUGGAUCACCUCAUCCUGGACUUGAGAGAUGCGUAGAACUGAAGACGAAUAAAAUAAUAGAGAACGAAAAGCAGGAGUUUACCUUUCACAAGAAGCUACUGAAACAUUGGGCUCAAAGUUGGCUACUGGGUAUACCAGAAAUCCAAGUUGGUUUCCGUGAUGAUUCAGGUGUAUUACGUUUACAAAGGGGAUUUGAGACUGAGAAGAUACCCAGGUUUAUCGCCUCAAUCCCAUCACCUCGCCCGCCAUGGACACCUCAACCAUGUCUUCACUUUCUCCAUGCUGUCCUCCAACUAGUCCUUACUCAUGCACUCCCCACUGACCCACUUGUACGAUAUCCUCCAGGAAGCAUACAUCCUGAAGAGCCUUUGCCUGCUGCUACAGUAUGGAGAUUCUCUUUCAUCCCUAGAAGAGGAUGUGAGAUGUACAAGGUUGGUGAAGCAGGUGUGGACGAGGACGGAAGGUGGGGUGGGAUGUUGAAAGAGGAUUAUGUGAGAUGGAGAAUGGGUUGA